AAGAGCCAUUAAUAUUAUUCCAAACUUUAUUUUGUAUGAUUGAUAAUGUAAUAUGUACAUAUAAUAGCAAUGUAAUGCUACUUUAGGUUCACUUUCCUUACUUAAAUCCUUGUACAUUUAAUUUCAUUGUGUGAUCUCUUAAGAGUUAAGAGAGAAGAAAGAGAUCAGAAAUGGCAGGUGGUGCAGGAGAAGCAAAUUUAGAGUCGACACCAACAUGGGUGGUAGCAAUUGUAUGCAUGGUUUUCGUCGUCAUUUCUUUGGCCGCCGAAAGGUUUAUUCACUAUACUGGCAAGUAUUUAAAGAAGACGAAUAAGAAACCCCUCUUUCAAGCUCUCCAAAAAAUCAAAGAAGAGUUAAUGUUGGUGGGGUUCAUAUCUCUACUACUGACGGUUUUCCAAGGAAGAAUUGGUAGAUUGUGCAUUUCCCAGAAUUUGGCCAAUAAAUGGCUUCCUUGUAAGAAAAUAAGUGAUCCAAUUGUCCACCAAACACAUGUAACUUGGCGUCAUCUUCUUGCUGAGGCUACUGACUCGACUUAUUGUCAACAAAAGGGAAAGGUUCCAAUGCUAUCGGUAACAGCAUUGCAUCAUCUGCAUAUAUUCAUCUUUGUAUUAGCUGUUGUCCAUGUGGUUAUGUGCGCUCUCACGGUUCUCUUUGGUGGCUUAAAGAUAAGUCAAUGGCAAACGUGGGAAGAUUCAAUCCACGAAAAGGAGCAUGAUCCAGAAGAUGGUAUCAAAAGCAAAAGCACUACCAUAGGAGAGCUUGACUUUAUAAGGAGUCGUUCUUGGGCUGCCGAUCAUUGUUUGCUAGGUUGGGUGCAAGCAUUUUUCAAACAAUUUUACGGGUCAGUGACGGAAUCAGAUUACUUGACUAUGCGAAUGGGCUUCAUCAUGACACAUUGUAGGAGUCAUACAAAAUUCAAUUUUCACAAGUACAUGGUUCGUGCAUUUGAAGCCGACUUUAAGAAAGUUGUUGGAAUAAGCUGGUUCCUUUGGUUAUUUGUGGUCGUCUUUUUGUUUCUAAAUGUUAAUGGUUACCAUGCUUAUUUCUGGAUCGCUUUCAUUCCUCUAAUACUGUUAUUUGGCGUGGGUACAAAAUUGGAGCACAUAAUUAUCCAACUUGCAAAGCAAGUGGCUCAAAGUCGAAGGCAGACUGAGAUUGGUGGGCAUGUGGAAAUCCAUCCAUCAGAUGAUCACUUUUGGUUUCAUAAACCUCGUCUUCUCCUUCUCUUGAUUCAUAUCAUCCUCUUCCAAAACUCCUUUGAAGUCGCUUUUUUCUUCUGGAUUUGGGUUCAAUAUGGUUUUGAUUCGUGCAUUAUGGGUUCAAUUGGCUACACUGUUCCAAGACUCGUGAUAGCGGCAUUUGUGCAAUUUGUCUGCAGUUAUAGCACAUUACCACUCUAUGCGAUUGUUACGCAGAUGGGAAGUUCGUUCAACAAGGCAAUAUUUGAAGAUUACAUACAAGAAGGCCUAAUUAGUUGGGCACAGAAAGCCAAAAAAACUAAAACUACUCUAAGUGCUCAUACUACUACAAAACAAUCUGCUUUCACAAAAAGAACAAGGUCUAUGCCUGCUGCUAUGAAACUAUUUGAUAACAAAGGAUCUACAAGUCACCAAGCUGGACAAGGAGAAGGAGAAUCCCAGCUUGAUUUGGUUCAGAAUACUUCUACGUUAAUCAUUCAACAAGAAAAUAAUCAAGAUUUUAUUGCAACAGAGAUUGAACCCCAGCAUAUGGGAAUUACCAGUGAGCUGGAACUAACUAGCGAGGGGAAGUUGAGAAAACUCUAAAUCAUAUAUAUUCGACAUGGAUGGAGUAGCUCACAAGCUUAUUAUAUUCCACAUGGAUUUCCUCUUUAACACUGAAAUUAGAAUUCUUUUUUGAAAGUAUUAUUGUUAUAUAAUUUGUUUAUUGACCUGUUUUUCUUUCUAUUUUAUCCCAUUUGUGUAAAGAACAAGAAGCAAUUACUUGUUGAGCCAAACACUUGCAUUUUGAGAUCUGCUCACUUUUCCAAGAAUUUAGUUCGGGUUUUUCUAUGGUGUA
This is a messenger RNA of Beta vulgaris subsp. vulgaris (sugar beet), 2037 nucleotides long. RefSeq names its product MLO-like protein 15. Gene Ontology annotation, biological process: defense response. Gene Ontology annotation, cellular component: membrane. Lineage: Eukaryota; Viridiplantae; Streptophyta; Magnoliopsida; Caryophyllales; Amaranthaceae. Bases 171 to 1784 code for a protein of 537 amino acids. The record is from RefSeq and is a predicted model, not a curated record. The transcript has 14 exons.